AUGUCACAGUUGGUCCUGUUGUCGUUUCGUGGUGUCAGAAACGUACGCCAUGAACUUCCCAGAAAGCAGAAACCGAGUGCGAAGCAAUUUGUGUUCCUGAUCGAGACCGAAAGACCGGAACCUACCAUUCCAGGAAAGGUCAAAGCCAUCAUCAAUUCGCAUAUUGCGAAGCAGGCUCAUGAUAAGCGUAAGGCCCGGCAAGAUCUGUCCCAAAGGGCAGCUAUUGUUCAUGAUUUUGGUAAGCUUCUUUGGUCCUCUGAACAAAAAUUUGACCGACACUCAUUGUCUCCAGAACAUACCGAAGGUUCCUGGGUUGACUCCGAGAAAUCCUCCAGGUUCGAAGCUUCCUUCACGCCCUCGCCGACCUCCAUCAUACGAAGUGGGAACUCGGAUCCAUUUAUGGCAACACGUAUACCGGUCACUGCAGCGGUCCACGAAUGUAUGGUGUUUACCCGUGACUGUUUUCUCCCCUCACUCCACGGUAAGGAGAUUGAUCUGGCAGGCACGACGGUAUAUAUGGACGCUUUCUGGCAAGACACGGUAAGCGGGCUUCAAGAUGAAUGCAUUGGAUAUGCAUAUCUCGCUAGGUCAGCCGCCAUCAUUACAACAAUCACCGUGAGCCAGGAAGCAGAGAACCUAUGCUUCUAUUUCAAAAGUCUUGCGAUUACAGCACUCCGCAAGCGCAUGAAGGAUCUUGAAGCCGUUGAAACUAAGCUGGCUCUGUGCUGGGCCAUUUAUUCACUCUUCUCCGCCGAGAUUGCUGCCCACAAUUUCGCCGCGGCUGAGAUCCACGGAAAAUUUCUCAGACAACUCAUCCAGCCCGAGGGUAAGGCCAUCCCGGUCGUCACUGACUCGCGAUUUCGUCAAGCAGCAAUGUAUCAAGACAUCCAGAGAGCGUCGGUGUCGCUGGCCCGGCCCGCGUUUGACCUAGAUCGGUGGCUGACAGAGUUUCUCCCCGGAACAUGGCUUGAAGAAAUAGGCUUGACCAUGACGCUACCUCCAGUAGUGCUGGACCUGGCUAUCGAAGACAUACAUCUAAGAGAAGUGUUUGAGCAGACCAAACAGUGGCUGAUGGUGCUCGGUAUUCUCCUGGCGAAACCGAGUCUUCUUAAUCCAUUCGUGAUAUCGAAUGGCUCAACCAGGCUUCUUAUCCUAGAAGGACAACUCAUCAACAUCUACAUCGACACAGUCGAGGAAUUGGAAUGUACCACAGGGCCUGAAAACCUUCAUCUUUACCACCUGGCGUGCUGUUGUCUUGCAGCUUUAACCUGGUUACGCAGAAUGGGUAAUCACGAAAACAUGGGCAUUGGCUCGAGAUUGUCGCUCACAGGUACUAACGUGUACAACGCCGGUCCAGCCGUCGUCGUGGCAAUGACUAGCUUGCUUAUGAGGAGUGAAGAGGAAGCUGAGAAAUCCGUUGACCUCUUUGCCUUGCGGAUCAGACUAUGGUCACUCUACGUUGGCGCGAUCGUAGAGCAGUCGCUGCCAGCUAUCGACCCAUUGACAGGCUACCUCAAUGUCCAUUUCUGUGCUCUAGCACGACGAAUGAACCUGAAGUCGUGGGAGUCGGUGCAAGCUGUGCUCGAUGGUUUCCUGUACUUUGAAGGCGUUGGCCCAACAGCACGUGCCUGGUUCGAAAUAAUGUCACAAGGGUCCGCCGCGUCAAGUCCAAGUGAUAGUAGUGUGGGCUCCCCUGGGUCGCUUGUCGAGUUGAGACAUGGCUAUGUCAAGUCUUUGCAGCAUUUGAGUAGCACUUCCUAA
Molecule: messenger RNA, 1761 nt
Organism: Exophiala bonariae
Lineage: Eukaryota; Fungi; Ascomycota; Eurotiomycetes; Chaetothyriales; Herpotrichiellaceae
Exons: 1
Coding region: 1-1761 (586 amino acids)
Source: RefSeq, a predicted model, not a curated record